Stomoxys calcitrans (stable fly) is the source of this 3126-nucleotide messenger RNA. RefSeq lists its product as uncharacterized. The record is from RefSeq and is a predicted model, not a curated record. The coding region runs from base 282 to 2714 and encodes 810 amino acids. Gene Ontology annotation, biological process: calcium-ion regulated exocytosis; regulation of calcium ion-dependent exocytosis; regulation of dopamine secretion. Gene Ontology annotation, molecular function: SNARE binding; phosphatidylserine binding; calcium-dependent phospholipid binding. NCBI's taxonomy places the organism in Eukaryota, Metazoa, Arthropoda, Insecta, Diptera, Muscidae. The transcript has 7 exons.
ACAACACAUUUUCCCCAUGACGAAUUGGCAGGGGUGGAGAAGAAAUCUCUGACAAGAGUGUACGCAAUGUAAAUAAAACUUCCUUGUUUUGCGGGAGGUUAAUGUGAAUUUUCUUGUGCUUCGAAUGACAGUAGAUAACGGGAUAUUCGGAUAACGGAACGUAUAGAAAGUGGUAACGGACGUGGUUGAGUACAAAGCAUACAAGCAGAGUAGAGGAGGAGCAUGCUGACGGGACACAUUUGGCUAUUUCGGCGUGCAGUGUGUGAAAGAGCAUUUUAAAAAUGGAUGAAUCAUCGUCAUUGACCCUCACAAGCUCAAUAUUGAUAGCACUAUGUUUGGUGGUAUUUGGUUUGAUGUUAUAUCGCUAUUUUGGACAUCGCCAAGCCCUAUGGUCACGUUCAUACAAGGAAGAGAAAAUUGGACUGUCGGCCCACAAAUUGUUUAAGCCGAAUGGUUAUAUGAUUCAUUCUGGAUCCGAACUAUUACUCAGUUCGAGUGGAAGCUUUAAACGAUUUGAUACAGUGGACAAGGAAAGCUGUAAGAAUACACAACAUCAAAACUCGCCCAAACAUGCGACAACACCAAUAUGGAAUUUAUCCCAGAAUGAGGCGGAAAUUCCACCACAACCUUUGCGACCGGCUCCAGCACCGGUGCCCUCUCUUGUAUCAACACCUCCGCCUGUGCCGAACAAUGUGCCAAACAGCCAGCCGAAAAUAGUCACCUUCUCUCUACAACUAACCGAUGAAUGUCCAGCGGUAUCGAAUCUGGAACACAGUGACAUAUUUCGACCAUGUAGUAUAUUACACACAAAGCCCAAACGUAUGGGCUCAGUGGAAAUUCCAACAUUGGAAGCUCCUCCAAAGAUGAAACCGCUAGCGAAUCAUGUAACCAGCAAUGGCCAUAACGGUAGCAACCAUCAUGUACCAGCUACAGCUAUACCACGACCCGUGGUUAAAAAAUCAUCACCUCUACUAAACGGUUUUUCGCUGGAAGACAAUCCAAAUAGCUUUAUUGGCUCCGCAGCCGAAGACAAACUUUCGCCACGGACGCAAAACAACACAAAUCCUUUUCUAGAAACUUUAUCGAAUACAAAUUCCAACACUGCCUUAUCUAACCAUACUAUGACCAAUAAUAUACCUGAAGCAUCGAUUCCUGCUAAUCCCUUCAUUGAAACCAAAUAUGAGUCUACGCCCACAUUUAGACGGGACCAGAGUCGUUUUAAUGAUGGUCCAGCUGCCUUUACUUUUCGCAGUCGUUCAUUUUCGCAAACCGAGGUGCCCAGCGAUAAGGAGCCUCCGACGAUAUCUUUGAAGAAUUUGGCCAACGUGUUCCACAAUCCAACACAGAAUCUACCCAACCCGGGGAAUCCAUUUGCGCAUGUAGCUCGCAAAAUAAAGGGACCGCAUAUGUUGCAAAAAACGAUUUCGGAAGAUUUUCUUUUUCGCAAAUUCGGUUAUAGUGGAUUUGGUGGUGGUAGCGGUGGUGUUCAGCAAAAUGGAGGCAUCAAUGGUGCCACUGGUUCUUCAUGGAACUUUAGUCGUUUGUUGAUGCAGGAAGAUACACCAUUCGGUUUUUGGCGUCGCAAUAGCUCACAGACAUCAUUGAAUUCGGGAAGUAUGACUUCAUUGGAUGGUGGCAAUUUGGAACGCGCCAUUUCUUGUGAAUCUGUGGAUUCCGAUUAUGCAUCUAUGGAUUAUAACAAUGAUUUCGAUCAAUCAACAUAUACACAGAUCACAGGAUAUCUAUGUGUGGGGUUGCAUUAUGAUAAAAAUUCUAUAACACCACAGGGUAUCGAUUUGCAAGUUAACAUCAUAGAAGCUAAAGGACUAAUAUUACCAUUUAAGGUGAACGCUAUAGACACAUUUGUUCGAGUUUAUCUAGUGCCAGACCAAACUGGAUCUUUGCAAACAAAAGUUGUGGAGGAUUCUGAGACACCUACCUACAAUGAAUCACUCCAUUUCUGGCUGAGUAAACUCUAUCCGAAGCAUUCGUUAUGGUUUCACUUGUUUCACAACGGGGAUGCUCAUACAUUGAUAGGUGAGGCAGAAAUGGAAAUUGGGGAGUUGCCCAAGCCAAUAACAACAUGGAUACCACUGACAGACUCACGCAAAGUAAAUGCCCAAUGGGGUGAGAUAAUGUUCUCCCUUAGCUAUUUGCCGACAGCCGAACGUAUUACCAUAGUUGUGGUCAAGGCUCGCAAUCUACAGCUGAGGGUGCCGAGCAAAAGGAAUCCGGAUAUUAUGCACGACAUUCAAAAUAUAUUCGUCAAGGUCUAUCUCAUGAACAACGACAAGAAGGUUCUGAAGAAACGCACUUCACUGAAACGCAAGGAUCGCUGUCCGGUUUUCAAUGAAUUCGUUAUAUUCAGUCUCCCGCCACAAAGUCUGACAACAGCACAGAUACGCUUAACGGUGUAUGGUACAACGAAUGAUGAGGAUGAUUCGAGCGUAACACCCCUGGGUCAUGUCUUUGUCGGCAGCACUUGUUCCAGUUCAAAUGGCAAGGGUUUACGGCACUGGCAUCAGAUGUUAUCAUCCUUAAGGAAACCAGUGGCCAUGUGGCAUGUUCUGAGGCGGCGUGGAUCUACAAAUUCAAAGAAUAACACCAGUAGCACAGGUGACGGUGUUGGUGUUAUUCACAACAUCGCAGAUGCCAACAUUGUUGAUAUGCAGGCAGCAAAUGAUCGAAGUGCCAAAAGAAAUAGUGUGUUCUAAGAAGGCUAUUUUUAAUAAAUAGAUUCAUGAUGCCCGGUAAAUAUGGGUAAGAUGCAAUCCGUUAUUUUUAUCAGCUGAUAUGAAAUUUUAUUUUUAUUGGUAAUCAACCAAUAAAUUCAAAUCAUCUGUUAGUAAUAAAUCCCUGCGUUACCUAUGGAAAAGAGUAGAGCAAGAAAUCAACAACGAUUCUUGUAGAGAAUAUAUAAGGUGAAGUUUUCUUUGACAAUAAGUUAAAAAUACCAAUUUUUUUGAUAAUGAUAUAAGCAUUUAAGCAAAUUAUGCAUUUAGUUUAGUUCAAUGUUUGAUAUGUUUCAUCAAAAGUUGAUAAUCGACAAUAUGAGCUUUACAAGGCAAAAGAAUAUCAUAAUAAUAAAGUCCCAGUUAUGAUGACAACAUGAACAUGUACUGCCAA